AUGUGUGCCGUGGCGCCAACAACACAUUCUUUUUUACAUAUACGCAUGCGCGGCCUGCGCGCGCAACCCGUAGUCGCCGAGCGCUUGCGCGUCCUGCGCGCGCAUAGUUUUCUUAUAUUAGUUUCAUUAUACCACAGGAUUAUGGGCGACUCUGGUAUUAUUAAAGAACAAAGGAAAAUUGCAUCAGGACUCCAGCACGAAAACAAUUUCGGUAAAACUCUGGGUCAGUCCGUAAUUACAACGGCUAUUACUGUGAACGAUGAAAAAUUUGAUGAUAAUGAACUCAAAAAACUUUUUGUGAAAAAUUUUAAUUUAUAUAAAAAUUUAGAGCGAGAAAGAAAUAAGAAUAGGACUGUUGAGAUAAUAAGAAAAACAAGGGGCGCUAUGAAUAGUACUUCUUACCGCGGAAUGGAAUGUCUUUCGUGUUUUGCAAAUGGAACUUCGGCGUUAGAUGAAAAUUGUUAUAGGGGAUCUUCACUCCUCAAAAAAGAAUGUGCAGAAACUGAAGUGUGUUUUACAGAAAUUAAUUUUUCUUUCAUUAGAAGAGGUUGUAUUGUUCCCAAAAAAUUAAACAGGACGUUUGUGUGUAAAUGUUAUUUAUGCAAUGAUAAGCCAUGGAAUGAUUCUACUUAUUACGAUUAUAAUAAAAUCAGUGACUGGGGAUACGAUAACAUACGUUUUCAAAAACCACUGGCAGGAAUAGAUUUAUUAUGCAAAGUUUGUGAUACUACAGGAACUAGUGAAGUAUCUGAUAAAAAUUGUAGAUUAGGUCGAGAUGCAGACUACAUGGUUUGCGGACGCAAUCAAUUAUGCUAUGUAAAUAUUGACAAUAAACUAAAUUAUGUAUCUAGAGGGUGUACACAAAUGCCAGUGUUUAAUUCCAUGUAUUAUUUAUGUAACAAAACAUCAUGCAACAGUAAAGAAUUUAAAAAUCCUAAAUCAAAAACUCAUUUAAGAGAAUUUGUAUAUAGUUUUUUGAAUAAAAAAUUGUCAAGAUCUAGAAGUUAUGUAGUUAACAUUCAAUACAUAACAACGGCUAUUUUACUGAUUUUGAGUGUUUUUUAUCUGUAG
This is a messenger RNA of Galleria mellonella (greater wax moth), 1071 nucleotides long. RefSeq lists its product as uncharacterized. Lineage: Eukaryota; Metazoa; Arthropoda; Insecta; Lepidoptera; Pyralidae. Bases 1 to 1071 code for a protein of 356 amino acids. The transcript has 4 exons. The record is from RefSeq and is a predicted model, not a curated record.